Molecule: messenger RNA, 4215 nt
Organism: Aspergillus alliaceus
Lineage: Eukaryota; Fungi; Ascomycota; Eurotiomycetes; Eurotiales; Aspergillaceae
Product: ABC transporter ATP-binding protein
Exons: 1
Coding region: 69-4103 (1344 amino acids)
Biological process (GO): transmembrane transport
Cellular component (GO): membrane
Molecular function (GO): ATP hydrolysis activity; ATP binding; ABC-type transporter activity
Source: RefSeq, a predicted model, not a curated record
GUUGUCGUACCUAUCUUUUGCCUGAAUAGUCUGUCCCGGUCACAUGCUGAUACCCCAUCUCCUAUCAGAUGCAAGCCGUGAAAAGGUAUAUUCCCAGCAAGGAGGACCUUGGGCAAUGCUUUUCAUACAUCCGGCUUCUCUUUUCGCUUGACUACACCGCAACGGAUGUGUUUCUUAUAAUCUGUGGUGUUAUAUUUGCGAUUGCCGGUGGAGUUCCCUUUCCAUUGCUCGGCAUUGUCUUUGGUGAUUUGAUCAACGACCUCAAUACCGUCACUUGCUCGGCCUCAACAGAUGCCACCGGUGAGCUUUCGGACAGUGUUCGCACGAAAGUACUGUAUGUGAUAUAUAUCACUAUUGCAAACUUUUGCUUCAUCUACAUCCACACGUCAUGCUGGUGCACGGUGAGCGAACGACUGGCGCGUCGUUAUCGCAAGAGAUACUUCGAGAGUGUAAUCAAACAGGAGGCGAACUUCAUUGAAUCUCUCCCCGCUGGCGAUGUUAUUUCGCGUCUGGUCAGUGACGUGGAAGUCAUCCAGUCGGGGACCUCGGAGAAGGUGGGCCUGGUGAUUACGACCAUCUCAUACUUCGUGGCUUCCUAUAUCGUGGCGUUCAUCAAGGUGCCCAGGAUUGCAGGCAUGCUGAUCUCGGUGGUGCCCUGUUUCAUGGUCAUGUCGCUGCUUGGAGGUCACUAUAUCAAGAAAUAUGCUGGCCGUAUAACUGAAAACAUCGGCUCGGCGACGUCGAUUGCUUCAUCUAGCCUGUCGCACCUGUCGUUGGUUCAUGCGUUCAAUGCUAACGAUCGCCUGGAGACGCGAUUUGCUUCAUACCUCUCGAAGUCCCAUAUGGACGCCCUGAAGAAAGCCUGCACGCAUGCCGCGCAGCUUGGUUUCCUCUACUUUGUUGCGUACUCCGCCAACGCCUUAGCUUUCUGGGAAGGUGCCCAGAUGAUUGCGCAUUCGGUAGCCAACGAAAACUCAGGUGUAUCUGUGGGUGCUGUGUAUACCGUGAUCUUUGUCUUGAUCGAUGCCUCCUUUAUUCUGAGUCAGGUUGCACCAUUCAUUCAUGUUUUUGCCUCCGCAGCAGGCGCUUCGCAGCGACUCUUGGCAGUCAUCAACCGCAAGUCAGCUAUUGACGGAACAUCUGACGAGGGCGAUAAAUCGGUGGCAUUCGACGAGGAGGAUAUCGAAUUUAAUGAUGUCCACUUCACGUACCCAUCUCGUCCAGAUGUUCCCGUGCUGCAGGGGAUGAGCUUCGUCAUCCCACCGAAGAAGCAUACCGCUAUCGUUGGGCCCUCCGGUGGUGGAAAGUCUACGGUUGUGUCUCUUCUCGAGAGAUUUUAUGAUCCGAACGCCGGGCAGGUGACGAUCGGUGGGAAGGACUUUCGAGAUAUCAAUGUCCGGUACUUGCGCGGAAAUAUCGGUUUUGUCCAACAAGAACCAUCUUUACUAGAUCGGUCCAUCCUCGAAAACAUUGCCUACGGUCUUGUGUCUUCGGCACAUUCUAGGCAUCAAGAAUUCGCGUCGUUCAUUCUGGAUGGGAGUCUCCCGGAGCUUGCCGAGAAAAUCAGAAGUGGAGUGCCCGAGAAGGAUGCCUUGUCUGCUUAUGACAGCCGGGUGGCCGAGAUCGUCGAUCUGGUGAAACAGGCGGCUGCUACAUCCAACGCACUGAACUUUAUUGAAGGGCUGCCCUAUGGACUGUCAACCAGUGUCGGAAAUGCUGGAAACCAACUGAGUGGAGGUCAGAAGCAACGUAUUGCUUUGGCUCGCGCCCUGGUACGAGAGCCGAGUCUGCUUGUUCUGGACGAAGCGACGGCUGCACUGGAUUCCGCUAGUGAGCAGCUGAUCCAGGCGGCACUGGCCAGGGUAUCUGAGCAUGUCACCACUGUAUCCAUUGCGCACCGACUGGCGACUGCCAAGGAUGCUCACAAGAUCGUGGUGGUGCAGAGCGGUCGAGUUUCGGAAGAAGGCUCCCACUCAGAACUUGUUGCGCGCGGUGGUGUCUACGCGGAAAUGGUGCGCCUUCAGAACCUUGGGAGGCUGAGCGCCGAAGAUGCGAUGAUUUCGGAAGAUGCGAUCAGCGAUGCACCCCGCGGAGAUUGUUCCUCUGCAGAGAGUGUCCAGGCGGCCGGCGAGAAGGAAGCAGGUCUUCUUGGAGCCAGCGGAUCGGAUGUCACGGAGGACACAGUCGUAGCUGAGACGCCGCCAGGAUCCAAGGAUGGCAACCAGAAGGACAAGAAAAGGAAGCGAUCAGGUUGGUUUACCACCAAGUACACUUUUUCUCUCAUGCGACCAAACCUGCCAUUGAUCUUGGUUGGACUGCUUAUGUCUUGCAUCAUCGGCGGUUCCUACUCGGCCGAAGCAAUCGUUUUCGGUCAUACGGUGGGAAAUCUGAACCCCUGCAAAGGUGCGGACGCCAUUAGCCAUAGCGGAAACCUUUACGGUCUACUAUUCUUCAUCCUUGCGCUGGUCGAAUUGACCGCCAAUGUCGUGGGUGGUGCUGUAUUCGGUUGGGCGGCUGACAAGAUCUUGUAUCGCAUCCGGGUUCUUUCCCUGCGAUCUCUCCUUGGCCAAACGAUGCAAUGGCACGGCAUGAAUGAUCGCACACCGGGGACUUUGAUCACUUAUAUCACUGGUGAUGCAUCUGCUCUGAGCGGAAUUACCGGCUCAACAAUUGGCCUUCUCCUGGCCACCGCCGUGAAUUUGGUGGCCGGUUUGGUAAUUUCCUUUGCCAUUGCUUGGAAGAUCACGAUUGUCUUAUUCCCAACUAUCCCUGUGCUUUUGGCGGCCGGUAUGAUGAAGCUACGGGUCCAGGCCAAGUUCGCAGAACGGCACCAGAAGGCCUUUGCCAAAGCCACCGCGAUUACCGUGGAAGCCGUUGAUAACAUCCGGGCGGUGUCUGCAUUCUCCUUGGAAAAACAAUCGUACGAAGUGUUUGGUCGGGCAUUAACACAGCCGUACCGGAACACCAUGAAGGCAAUUGCCCACGGUAAUAUCUGGCUGGCUUUAGCGUUUAGCAUUAGUAACCUGGUCUAUGCGCUCGCAUACUGGUGGGGUUCGAAGCAGAUCGCCGCUGGGCUCUACUCCCAGACCCAGUUCUUUAUCGUUCUGCCAGCCUUGCUGUUUAGUACCCAGUCCUGCGGUCAGAUGUUCGCUUUGGCGCCUGAUAUCUCUAAGGCCCGAGUCGCAUCGUCUAACAUCGUCGAGCUCCUCAACACUUGCUCCGCAGAGGAGGAACUAUCCCCAGGAUCGUCUUCCAGUUUCAAACCUUCCAGUAGUCUCCUUGAGGAGAAGGCAUCAGCACAAGAUGUUGAAGCCGUAGACUUGUCUCGUGCUCCACGCAAGCGCACGUCCGACAAGGCCAUCGGUGCCCAACUUCGGGGGAUACACUUCACCUACCCAAAUCGGCCCGAACGGCCGAUUUUGAACGGACUCGAUAUCAAUAUCAAACCAGGCCAAUUUUGCGCAUUGGUCGGCCCCAGUGGAUCUGGCAAGUCAACCACAUUCUCUAUGCUGGAACGAUUCUACCGGCCUAUCUCUGGAUCCGUCGUCAUUGAUGGUGUAGAUGUUACACGCCAGCUGGGCACAGAAUUUCGAGACGACAUCGCUCUCGUACCUCAAGAAAAUGUACUUUUUGAAGGCACGGUGGCCUUUAAUAUCGGGCUUGGGGCAUGCCCCGGCCACGAACCGACCCAGGCGGAGAUCGAGGAGGCCUGUCGUAUGGCUAAUAUCCACGACGUGAUCAUGGCGCUGCCCGAAGGGUACCAAACCAUGUGCAGCCAUGACGGAAAACAGUUCUCAGGUGGUCAGCGCCAGCGUCUAUCCAUUGCGCGAGCAUUGGUGCGGAAGCCCCGCUUACUGUUGUUGGACGAGUCGACCAGUGCACUGGAUGUUGAAUCCGAGAAACGGAUCCAGGAAGCGCUGGCUACGUUGGCUGGACGGACUACGAUCGUCGCUAUUGCCCAUCGACUCAAUACGAUUCACCGGGCCGACCAGAUCUUCUUGAUUGAAGAGGGUCGGUGUGUGGAGCAGGGUACGCAUCAGGAGUUGAUCCAGCGUAGUGAGACAUACCGAACAAGUGUGAUCCACCAGUCGUUGGAGACUUGAGGAUGCCCCUAAAUUGGAGGGGAGGUUAAAAAAAGAAUUAAAGCAAAGAAACCGCUAACCGUGGAGAUUAUUCUUUGAAACAUCUCUUUCAGCCGAAAUCACGAAAAGCCUU